GAUGCAGCCGCUCGCUCGCAGCCUGCUCGGUGUCCCGGCUGUGCUAGCGCUUCUUACCUGCUCCCUGGAUUUUGCUGUGGCUGCCAAAGAUGUAAAGAAAGAUGGCAAGAAUUUGCAGAAUUUGGGAAAAAGUGAAACAUCAAGUAAAAAUGACUUAGAUUUAAAAGAAGUUGUAUUUGUCAUCCAGAGUCAAAGUAAUUCUUUUCAUGCAGAGAGAGCAAAGCAAUUAGAGCAAAACAUCUUAAAACAGGCUGCAGAGCUUACCCAGGAGCUCCCCAGAGUUCUUCUUGUUCAUCUGCUGGAUAAGCAUGAAGGAGCCUGGACCAUACUUCCGUUAUUACCUCAUUUUUCCACAACAUUUAGCAGAAACUCAUCAUGGAUUUUCUUCUGUGAAGAAGAAACAAGAAUACACAUUCCAAAGCUCUUAGAAACUCUGGGAAGAUAUGACCCAUCUAAGGAGUGGUUUUUAGGAAAAGCAUUACAUGAUGAACAAUCAACAAUCAUUCACCAUUAUGCCUUUGCUGAAGAUCCUACAGUUUUCAAAUUUCCUGAUUUUGCUGCAGGCUGGGCCCUUAGUCUUCCUCUUGUGAACAAGCUUACCAAGAGAUUGAAAAGUGAGUCCUUGAAGUCUGACUUUACAAUUGACUUAAAACAUGAGAUUGCUCUCUAUAUUUGGGACAAAGGCAAUGGACCACAUCUUACCCUAGUGCCUGAGUUUUGCACAGAUGAUGUGAGCUCUCCUAAGGCUAUGGGUUGUGCCACAAUGUUUCAUACUUUUCUACCACUUUGUGGAAAUCCAGUGAAGGAGAUGGAUGUUUUUGUUGCUGUAAAAACAUGCAAGAAAUUUCAUGAUGAUAGAAUACCUAUUGUAAAGCAGACUUGGGAAAGGCAGGCAAGUCUCAUUGAAUACUACAGUGAUUAUGCAGAGAAUUCGAUUCCUACUAUAGAUUUGGGAGUGCCUAAUACAGAAAGAGGUCAUUGUGGAAAGACGUUUGCUAUUUUGGAAAGAUUCUUGAAUCAUAGCAGUGAUACAACGGCUUGGUUAGUCAUUGUGGAUGAUGAUACAUUAAUAAGUAUCUCCAGACUCCGGAACUUACUUAGCUGUUAUGACUCAAAUGAACCAGUGUUUCUGGGAGAGCGUUAUGGCUAUGGAUUGGGAACUGGUGGAUACAGCUACAUCACUGGAGGAGGAGGUAUGGUCUUUAGCAGAGAAGCAGUUCGGAGACUUUUGGCCAGUAAGUGUCGAUGCUACAGCAAUGAUGCCCCAGAUGACAUGGUGCUUGGCAUGUGUUUCAGUGGUCUGGGAAUCCCGGUGACACACAGCCCUCUCUUUCAUCAGGCUCGACCAGUGGAUUACCCAAAGGACUACCUUUCUCACCAAGUUCCCAUAUCAUUUCACAAACACUGGAACAUCGAUCCAAUAAAGGUGUAUUUUACUUGGUUGGCACCCAGUGCGAAAGAUGCCACCAGUGGCAGGAAGCAGUUCAUCCUAGGGAAAAUAGAGCAACACAUACUGCAACAUAUCUUACAGCAAGGGUGACUUCUUGCUUGAAAUAAUGUAUAAAGAAGAAUUAAGUGUUUUGGCACAAAUGUUGGUGGGGACCUAUUCCAAUUUUAACUUCUGGUUUUUAAAUCUAUUAAUGAUGAGAAAUACUGGGAAAGGAGUAAGCAUGACAUUGUUGAUUGCGUAUGAAUGCGUAUAGAAUACUGGCUUAUGGAAACCACUGUGGAUUGUGAAGACUCAAGUGGAUUUGUGACUUCACCGAUUUGAGAAUUCCCUCCUGUGAUACGGAUUGCCCCAUGGGACUCUUGCCUAUGUCCUCCCAAAAGUUUACCACAGGGGCUCUCUUCAUUGUUCCAAAGGACUUCCUUGCUUUCUCCAGACAUCAUGAGAGUACCUUUGGAGAUCCUUGGCUGUCUUUCCAUCUCUUCCUUCUGCUAAUUACUCUUGAUUUUUUGACUUUUUUACUUAUAAAUGUUUUAUUCUGCACCCUGGUGAAAAGAUAUUUCUAAUAAACUGUUUAGACUUUAGAAAUUCAUCUAUAGCUCACUGCUCCCUGAAGCCCUGGAAUUUAGAGCCCACAUAUAAUCUCAAAGUUUUGACUCAUCGCUAUCAAAUAAUAGUGCUCUUCCAUAGCUGAAAAUAAGAAUGGAAUAUUUUAUCUUGAGUAGAUGAGCUGUAAUAUAGAUCCCAGGAAGUGAAGUAAAUUUGAAUGUUUUUGAACAUGAUCUUUCACAGUAAUUUUGGGGUUUCACUGAAUGUUACUUCGUAUCUCUGCCUUGACUCAUUGUGGAACAUCAAACCUUAACAUAAGUGGACAGUGGGAGAAUUGAGUUGUUUUCUUGAACUCUUAAGGAAUGUAUUUUGAACAUGAUGUUUUGAAGCUACUCUCAUUUUUAAACCUUUAUCCAAAUGAUACCUUAGUAAUGUAACACAUUCACGUAAAAGAGUAUUAUAUAUUUUAAAUCAGUUUGGUUUUUUCUAUGUAUAAUUCAGUUUUGUAAAGAUAUUUGUACAAAAUCUGACUUUAGUAUUCUAAACUAGUUUUUGUAAAGUAAA
Messenger RNA from Gracilinanus agilis (Agile Gracile Mouse Opossum), 2560 nucleotides. It is a transcript of the gene B3GLCT, whose product is annotated as beta 3-glucosyltransferase. The coding region runs from base 2 to 1540 and encodes 512 amino acids. Gene Ontology annotation, molecular function: acetylglucosaminyltransferase activity. Lineage: Eukaryota; Metazoa; Chordata; Mammalia; Didelphimorphia; Didelphidae. The transcript is spliced from 16 exons. The record is from RefSeq and is a predicted model, not a curated record. Gene Ontology annotation, cellular component: membrane.